AAUUGGAAAUGAUUAGUGCUCUGGAGUCUUUGAGUUUGGAGGUUGUGGUUGUAAAAUCUAAUGCAAACCCGGCCUCACUCUCAGUCUUCAAAAAUAAUGUGGAUAAUUUGAAUGAAGAAAUUAACAAGACAAUUGAAGAAGUUGUGAAUUCAUCGGAGUUGAAAAAUAUGAUGGAGUUGUUGAAGCUGGAGAAGGCAAAGGCAGAGGCAGGAAAUGUUGAGUCGGAAAGUAAGAUUGAGGCUCUACAGCAACAGAUUAAGCAAAGAAUUUCAGAAGUUAUCAGCUCCUCAGAAUUGAAGGAGAAGCACCAAGAGUUGAAGGCAGAAAUUUCUGAAGCAAUACAAUCAUCUGGUGGAGCUAAUGGAAGUUUGCAAAAGGAAACCAAGCAUGCGGAACCUAUGCUCGAGAUGAAUUUUGCUUAAUGUGUGCAGCUCCUAUACAUUGUCUGCUUUUUUUUUCUUUUUCUUUUUGCUUUAGAUUUCUGACAAAUAAAUAGAUUUCUUACAUUAUUUAUUUUAUUUUAUGCAUAAGGGUGUAUGGCACUUAGCACAAGGACCUCGAAUAAUUAUAACUAUUUUACCAUCAAUUCCUAGUUGCCAGAAGCAUAACUAUGAAGCCCAAGUUCAUGCUUAUCUUA
Messenger RNA from Gossypium raimondii (Peruvian cotton), 637 nucleotides. Its product is annotated as acetyl-coenzyme A carboxylase carboxyl transferase subunit alpha, chloroplastic-like. Gene Ontology annotation, molecular function: carboxyl- or carbamoyltransferase activity; acetyl-CoA carboxylase activity. Gene Ontology annotation, biological process: fatty acid biosynthetic process. The record is from RefSeq and is a predicted model, not a curated record. The transcript has a single exon. NCBI's taxonomy places the organism in Eukaryota, Viridiplantae, Streptophyta, Magnoliopsida, Malvales, Malvaceae. Bases 9 to 422 code for a protein of 137 amino acids. Gene Ontology annotation, cellular component: acetyl-CoA carboxylase complex.